Molecule: messenger RNA, 2210 nt
Organism: Manihot esculenta (cassava)
Lineage: Eukaryota; Viridiplantae; Streptophyta; Magnoliopsida; Malpighiales; Euphorbiaceae
Product: AAA-ATPase At2g46620
Exons: 1
Coding region: 344-1849 (501 amino acids)
Molecular function (GO): ATP binding; ATP hydrolysis activity
Source: RefSeq, a predicted model, not a curated record
CAAGUAGCUUGAAUGGACGGAGAAUCACAAGAGAAUUCUAUAUUCUUCACUCUCCGCCUCCUCAUCCUCAUGCCCCCAAUUACUGCCUCUUUAGCCUAGCAGUUUGCCCCUUUCAGGCUUCAUCUCCCAUUUCCGUUACCCCUUGUUUUCUCCGUGUGCUUCACCGAUCAAUCUCGCCGGCAACCAGUCGUCUCUCACUCUCAUCACUUUCCAUUUUAAACCUCCCCUACAUUCUUUUUAGUUUUUUCCUUUUUUUCUUCUCUACCUUAAAGUUGCUUUUCUACCCUUUUCGGUUUCCCCCAAACAUGAGUUUCUCUUCUAAGAGGAAAAAAUUUUCCAGUUAAUGUUUCACCUGGUUUUCCCCCCUUUUGUUUAUUGUUUUUCUGUGUCUACAAUCAUGAAAAUUCUUUGUAACCCAUUCUUUCUCUUGUUCAUAAUUGUUGGUUUCUUUUUUCUGCUUCGGGUUCUUUUAAUCAGAACCGGAUUGAUCUAUGUGACCAAGAAAUGGUGGAGAUCAAUUGAAGAUUGUUUUCAUGCAUAUCAAUUCUUCAAGGUCCCAGAAUUCAACGAGAACAUGCAAGAGAAUCAGUUUUAUUCCAAAGUCUCUGUUUAUCUAUACUCUCUGGCUUCCGUGGAGGAUUCUGAUUUUACCAACCUCUUCACCGGAAAAAAAUCCAACGACAUCAUCCUCCGCCUAGACCCCAACCAGGUAAUCGAUGAUGAUUUCCUUGGAGCUAGAGUUUCUUGGAUAAACGAAGUGAAAACCGAUACAACAUCCAGAGCUUUCAUUCUGAAGAUCAGAAAAGCAGAUAAGCGAAGAAUUCUCCGGCCGUAUCUUCAGUACAUCCACACAGUUUUUGAUGAACUCCAGCAAACGAAGAGAGAAUUGAAGCUUUACAUGAAUAUUGACGGUAAUCAAAAUCACAACAGACGGUGGAGAUUUGUUCCUUUCACUCAUCCUUCAACUUUUGAAACAAUUGCUAUGGAAUCCGAUCUCAAAAACAAGUUAAAAUCAGAUCUAGAGUCUUUCCUCAAGGCCAAACAAUACUAUCACAGGCUGGGUCGUGCUUGGAAGCGAAGCUAUCUCUUAUACGGGCCAUCAGGUACUGGAAAAUCCAGCUUCGUAGCUGCCAUGGCCAAUUUUCUUGGCUACGAUGUAUAUGACAUCGAUCUUUCCAGAGUUUUAGACGAUUCCGAUCUCAAAUUGCUCCUACUACAAACCACAACCAAGUCUGUGAUUGUGGUCGAAGACCUCGAUCGGUUUCUGAUGGACAAAUCAACGGCUGUAAGCUUAUCAGGUGUUUUGAACUUCAUGGACGGGAUUUCAAAUUCUUGCUGUGCUGAGGAGAGAAUUAUGGUUUUUACGGUGAAUAGUAAAGAUCAGAUUGACCCGGCUAUUCUUAGACCGGGUCGAAUUGAUGUCCAUAUCCAUUUUCCUCUAUGCGAUUUCUCAGCGUUCAAGACAUUAGCGAAUAGCUAUUUGGGAGUGAAGGAUCACAAGCUAUUUCCCCAAGUAGAGGAAAUUUUCCAAACAGGAGCGAGUCUGAGUCCUGCUGAAAUAGGUGAGCUCAUGAUUGCGAACCGGAAUUCCCCGAGUCGGGCAUUGAAAUCGGUCAUCACAGCCUUGCAAACGGAAGGUGAUUGUAGAGGGUCUAUGGAUAAUAUGGGGCGACGGUUGCUCGAUGCCAGUUCAAGAAACUCCACGGAAGAAUCCGGUGAUCACUCGGGGAUAUUUUCUAAAGAAAAUGUUAAUACCAUCAAAGAUAUCAAGAAAUUGUACGGAUUACUGAAGUUGAGGAGCAAAAAAUCACAGUCGUUGGACUCGACACCAGGCCACAAGGAUGGGUGACGAUACGGGAUCGUUUUAUUUCGGAUAAAUUCACAUUUGGCAAGCACAUGGGGGCCGCACGAGGGGAAAGAAACUAGGAAGGAUCAGAAAAUACAAGGCAAAAAAAAGGGCCAAAUGGUAGAAAAAUAUAGAUUAGAGCACUCAGAUUUUGAUAUUCGUUGGCUUUGAUGCUUUGUAUUAUUGCAGCCCCUUGUACAAGAAUAUGAUUCUGUCAUCUCUUUUCUGUUACUUGUUUGUUCCCCUCGUAUUAGUAAUUUGCUUUAGACUUAAUUAUUUGAGUUUAAUGGUAAGUGUUAUGAUCUUUCCUGCCUAAUAUGGUGUAAUAAAAAUUUACCAUCUGGCUGCUGAAGAUUGUCCUAAA